Messenger RNA from Stegastes partitus (bicolor damselfish), 1849 nucleotides. Its product is annotated as transmembrane protease serine 11F-like. The coding region runs from base 72 to 1730 and encodes 552 amino acids. Gene Ontology annotation, molecular function: serine-type endopeptidase activity. The transcript is spliced from 10 exons. The record is from RefSeq and is a predicted model, not a curated record. Gene Ontology annotation, biological process: proteolysis. Lineage: Eukaryota; Metazoa; Chordata; Actinopteri; Pomacentridae.
UGUGUCUAUAAAGCAGCAGUUGUUCCUUCGCAGCCUGCAGAGCCACAGAGACUCUGAGCUCCAUCGCAGCCAUGACUUUCUGCAAACUGCUGUGUGUGCUGGUGCUGAUCCACAACUUUGAGGAUGUUCUGGGAGCUGAGGUGAGGAGCUCCAUCAUCGGCGGAGAGAACGCUGAAAAGGGCCACUGGCCGUGGAUGGUCCACGUCAAUAUGACGACAGCUGACCGCAGCGUCAGGUGGCGCUGUGGCGGCACCCUCGUCAGCAGUGGCUGGGUCCUGACUGCUGCACAAUGCGUGGAUAGUCAACGUCAGCCCAGUUUGCGGCGAUCAAUGGUUUGGGUCGGCACACUUGCCCUGCAGAAGGGGAGCGCCCGUUACAUGGGCAUAGAUACUGUCGUCACCCACCCUUACUACCGGGCCCUGGGCAACGGCUACGUCAACGACAUCGCCCUGGUCAAGCUGAAGAAACGGGUGACGUUCUCAAAGACUGUUGCUCCGGUGAAACUGCCCAGCGUCGACGACACCUUCGAUUCCUCGUCUGAGUGUUGGAUCACUGGCUGGGGGGAGGUUAAGACUGGUGUUCCACUGCCGAAUCCAGAAACCCUUCAGCAGCUGAAGAUUCCCAUCAUGCCCCAGACUACCUGCAAGGCCGCGUAUCCUCAGCUGACUUCUGACAUGCUGUGUCUGAGGAGCUGCAGCUGUUCCUUCACAGCCUGCAGAGUCACAGAGACUCUGAGCUCCGUCACAGCCAUGACUUUCUGCAAACUGCUGUCUGUGCUGGUGCUGAUCCACAACACUGAGGUAUCAGUCUCCAUCAUCGGGGGGACGGAUGCUCCAGUAGGCAGCUGGCCGUGGAUGGUCCACCUCAACAUGACGACAUCUGACCGCAGCGCUAGGUGGCGUUGUAGCGGCACUCUCCUCAACAGCAAAUGGGUACUGACUGCUGCGGACUGCGUGGCUGGACCACUUAAACCCGAUUUGUGGAAAUCAAUGGUCUGGAUCGGCCCAAACCAGCUGCGGAGGGGAGCUGUCCGUUACAUGGGCAUAAAUACUGUCGUCGCCCACCCUAACUACCGGGCCCUGAGCAACGCCAACGACAUCGCCCUGGUCAAGCUGAAGAAACAGGUGACGUUCUCAAAGACUGUUGCUCCGGUGAAACUGCCCAGCGUCGACGACACCUUCGAUUCCUCGUCUGAGUGUUGGAUCACUGGCUGGGGGGAGGUUGGGACUGGUGUUCCACUGCCGAAUCCAGAAACCCUUCAACAGCUGAAGAUUCCCAUCAUGCCCCAGACUACCUGCAAGGCCACGUAUCCUCAGCUGACUUCUAGCAUGCUGUGUGCAGGGGUCAGUGCUGGAGGGAAGGACGCCUGCACAGGGGACAGUGGCAGCCCGUUGGUGUGUCGUGCAGCCGGCCGCUUCGUUCAGGUGGGAAUCAUGAGUUAUGGGAGUUCAGACGGCUGCGGUCUCCCAGGAAAACCUGGUGUCUACACUCGGGUGUCCAAGUAUCUGCGCUUCAUCAGCAACUACGUCGGGCAGAGCGAGGAGAGUUUCUCUUUUUCUGUUUCAUGCAUGCUGACAAACAGCUCUUUUCAUCCGUCAGCCCUGACUGCACCCCCCACUCUCAAAACGACACCUUCCUCCGGCGGUGAAAGGCACCGACUUUCAUUUAUUGCACUGCAAAUUGAAGCAGCUUUGAUUGUUUUUAUUAAACUGCUACACUGCACAGACUAACAACUGCAAAAUUCCACUUACACGUUGAUGCAUCAGUGCUAUUCAAUAACAUGUAUUAGUCACCCAGCUUAAUUAUUGCCACUUUUAUUUUUGGUACUUUUACAUCAGGACCAUUUCAA